AUGUGUGCAAUGAUUGUAUGAGGGUUUAUAAGAGAGUUUUUCGUAUUUUAUAUGGUAACCUUAACUAGGAAUCGAAGACCGAAUUUCUGUCGGAGACCAUCAAAAUCUGAUUGUCUGUGAGUAGGUAGCUGUUCAUCACCAUGGCUGCUGCUGCUGAUCAUCAAAAUCAUCCUCCGACAAUCUUGGAAUACUAUGACAAUAUGUUCAAGCUUCAAUCCACUGCCACUCUCAUCUCUUCUUUUCUGUGUGAAGAUGGAAGACAUGUAUUAAUACUGGACUCAACUAUCUUUCAUCCACAAGGUGGAGGUCAGCCAUCUGACUCUGGUUUCAUAACAGCCCAAUUUAAGUUUGUUGUUCAAGAUGUUCGAUCCAAGAAUGGUAUUGUUUAUCAUUAUGGGGUUUUUGAAGAGACUGCUGAUGAUAUUAAGGAAGGUGUUCAGGUUUUGCUAACAGUCGAUAAUUCUAAAAGGAAGCUUUAUUCCAGGUUACACUCAGCUGGACAUUUAUUGGAUGUAUGUUUGCCAAAAGUUGGAUUAAGUCAUUUAAAGCCAGGCAAAGCCUAUCAUUUCCCGGAUGGCCCAUAUGUUGAAUAUAAGGGUACAGUUCCACAGGCUGAAUUGCAAAGAAAGCAGCAGGCAUUAGAGUUAGAAGCAAACAAUUUGAUAUCCAAAGGAGAGAAGGUUUUGGUUGCCAUAUAUUCUUAUGAAGAAGCUUCCAAGUUGUGUGGUGGUGGCCUUCCCGAUUACAUUCCUAAGGGAAGCACUCCUCGUAUAGUGAAACUAGGUGAUUUUCCCGGAUGCCCUUGUGGCGGUACACAUGUUUCUGACGUUUCAGAUAUCGGUCACAUGAAGGUUACUCAAAUGAGGACAAAGAAGGGAAUUACUAAAGUAUAUUACCAGCUGAUUGAACUCUGAAUAAUAUCUGCACCUUUACAGAUUUUAUGAUAUGCUAUAAAUGGUUUACCUUCUACUAGGAAGCAUUGGUUACCAUUUAUAUCACCAAAUUUGGUGUUUAUUGAAUAUCAAGUAAUGACAAGGACUCAUGCAUUGUACCCAUGGAACAUUACAAAUCCAUUAACUUCAACAUGAUAUGAUAAUGACUUUUAAGCUUAA
Erigeron canadensis is the source of this 1112-nucleotide messenger RNA. Its product is annotated as alanine--tRNA ligase. The coding region runs from base 141 to 914 and encodes 257 amino acids. The transcript has 8 exons. Gene Ontology annotation, biological process: regulation of translational fidelity; alanyl-tRNA aminoacylation. The record is from RefSeq and is a predicted model, not a curated record. Gene Ontology annotation, molecular function: nucleic acid binding; alanine-tRNA ligase activity; Ser-tRNA(Ala) deacylase activity. Lineage: Eukaryota; Viridiplantae; Streptophyta; Magnoliopsida; Asterales; Asteraceae.